Messenger RNA from Acaulospora colombiana, 196 nucleotides. NCBI's taxonomy places the organism in Eukaryota, Fungi, Glomeromycota, Glomeromycetes, Diversisporales, Acaulosporaceae. The record is from the annotation of a GenBank genome assembly.
GUUCCGCGUUGGUAUCAAGAAGGCCAGGAAGUACAAUGAACGAUUUGCCAGCAUCGACAAACUCGACUUAUACUUGGUCAAUACUGCUGAUGACGAUGAAUUGGAGCAGAACACAAUGAAGAAAGUGUCGGAAAACCCAACCCCGCUCAAAGGGUUGCAAAACCUGGCCACAUUACUAAUCCUUCCCCCCCGAUGA